AUGGCUUCUACAACACCGUCUCUCGGAACUCGUCUCUACGCAGGUGUCUCCGUGACUCUCCUCUCUCUGUGGGCCACAACCGCUUUGAGCUUUACUGCCCUCGACAUUCUGAACACGAACCGCAGCCUUGUGGAACCAAUCGCCUCCAUCAGCCUUUUGACCUACUUGAUCUGCCGCGUAAUUGUGUUGUUGCAACCCGGCCAAGAUGACUCCAUCGCACACUUUCUCACCGUACCUCGCCGCUCCCGCGGUGAGGCAUUUGCGAUGCUCCUGUUCUGCGGGACCUGGCUAUACGAACUGGUCUACAAAGCCAUGAUGAUGUUCUUCAUGACCGUAUUCGGUGGGGCUAUCGCGGCAGUUAUCUAUAAUGACGGGUUUGAGUCUACGGCUGAAAAGCCAAGUGAUCCAAGUGGUUCGGAUGUGGCCGGGACUGCGUUGGUGGAGAUCGAUGAAUUCACGGCGAUGGUGGGAGUUGACCCGAUUCAGAUCUUCAAGCGAAUUCCUCCCAAAUUUUUGGCUUACUUUGCAGUCCUUGUUUGGAUGAACUUUGGGUCUCUGACUCUCUUUGUUCUUCGGCUUACGUGGAAGUCGGUGAAGGUUGUCUUGGGUACGCCGUCGGCUACUACCUCUGUGGAGAAGCAACAGGAAGAUUGA
Molecule: messenger RNA, 654 nt
Organism: Penicillium atrosanguineum
Lineage: Eukaryota; Fungi; Ascomycota; Eurotiomycetes; Eurotiales; Aspergillaceae
Product: D-aminoacyl-tRNA deacylase
Exons: 1
Coding region: 1-654 (217 amino acids)
Source: RefSeq, a predicted model, not a curated record